AUGGCGGGAGGAGCUCUCUCGUCUCUCCUCGAAAUUUCUUUCUGGCUUGGAGAAUGGCUGAAGCAGGUGUUCUCUUCUUGGCUCUUGGCCAGCCUGCAGAAUCAGAAAAAGGUUCGUCCGACAACUAUCCCGGGACAAAGCGACGGACGACGCGAAGGGCAUCCGAGCACGCCGCAGGGCAGAAAGUCGGACAACCACCGGAAGAUCGCCGUGCUGACAUGCAAGUCGGUAAUAAGUCAUCAGAAACGUAAACGGGGCGUUGUUUGGGGACGAGAUGACUCCCUCUUGAACGCCAAUAUCAAAAGAGGCAGAUUGAUGUCGCUAAAGGGAUGGCGAUUCUGGCUCCCACCUGCACCUGAUGUGGGGGAGGAGGAAUCGCUGGUAUCCCAGCCUGCAAGUGGAGAUUAUAAUCUUCGCACCUCCAGAUCGCAUAAUUAUUUCCAGGGUGCCAGAAUGAGCAGGCCCCUGCUUGUGUGGGAAGCAAUUAUGCAAAAGCCGGCUUUGCGAUGGCCGGCGAAGAAGCCGACAGCUACCGGAACCAGACUCACCGCCGGCGGCCGAUGGCUAUUCUCGCCGGCCAAGGGUGUACCCAAGUUACGUCAAAGUCGGGGGACAGGAUCCGUAACGGUUAUUUGCCGAUUCGGUCCGGAUUUCUCGAGGAUUUUUGGGAGGGAUUUGUGUCAGCUUAUCUCCCCUAACAAACUUAAUGGUGUGAUUCUGAGCGUUGAUAGCUCUCCUAUUUCCAAUACAACUCAAAUUGCCAACGGUAAUUGGCAAAGCGCGUUAACCCCAAGAGAAGCGGCUACUGCUGUGUUUCUCAUUAUAUAUUCACCCUUGCUGCGUAUGAUAGUCCACCGAUACCAGGAAAAGUACUGUUCGAGUGGUUCCUCCAACGCAGCAACCCUCCCUUUCCCCGAGUGCGCUUGUUUCGAGCUCGGGUAUGGAGGAAUGUGA
Messenger RNA from Linum trigynum, 954 nucleotides. NCBI's taxonomy places the organism in Eukaryota, Viridiplantae, Streptophyta, Magnoliopsida, Malpighiales, Linaceae. The record is from the annotation of a GenBank genome assembly.